Vanrija pseudolonga is the source of this 2028-nucleotide messenger RNA. Its product is annotated as Sterol uptake control protein 2. The transcript has 7 exons. Bases 1 to 1995 code for a protein of 664 amino acids. Gene Ontology annotation, biological process: positive regulation of transcription by RNA polymerase II. Gene Ontology annotation, molecular function: zinc ion binding; transcription cis-regulatory region binding; DNA-binding transcription factor activity, RNA polymerase II-specific. Gene Ontology annotation, cellular component: nucleus. NCBI's taxonomy places the organism in Eukaryota, Fungi, Basidiomycota, Tremellomycetes, Trichosporonales, Trichosporonaceae. The record is from RefSeq and is a predicted model, not a curated record.
AUGGCUACCAUCUCGCUCAUGAGUACGCAAGCGAAGCGAAGCACGAAGCAUCGGCGCAUCGACCGACUCGAGCGAGACAAGUCCUCCGCCCAAAUCCCACCACCAGGCACACCGCAGCCAGCCAGCCAGAUUCGUUUCUCCCAUCGUUCGUCCCCCCCACUACUUAACAUGCCCCCAACACAGCCCAGCGACGAGGUGCGGCGGAAGGGCCAUACGAGGAGGAAGGAUGGUUGCCUCACUUGCCGCAAGCGCCGCGUAGGAUGUACCCGUGAACGCCCGCAAUGCGCGCACUGCACGCGCCUGUCGCUCAAGUGUACCUGGCCCAUCGAGUCGGACGUCAACGACCCGAACCACCAGCCGUUACGCCGGAGGGCGGGCGCGGCGCCGCAGCGCAGCCGGUCGCGUAGCCCGCCGCGGAGCAGUAACGAUGAAGGCGAGAACAAGUGGUCCGCGCCGGCGUUCAACACGUCCUCGGCGUCGGUGCUCCCCUUACUCGCCGACGUGGCCGCCUCGGCCCCAAUGGCAGCAGCGGCGCGCCAGCUGCAUUUGCCCCCCGUGGCCGACCUGCCACUGACCCAGCUCCCGCCGGGCCUGUUCGACUUUGCGCUCUCGGCCCCUGAGGACCCGUUCGGGCUUGGCACAGUCGACCUGGCCGCGUUCCCGCGCGACGCGCUCGACGCGGCCGUGGCGGCGAGCUUGAACGUGUUCAGCGGCGUGCCGCAGCAGCCUGUCGUGCCGUUCACGCCUGUGACUGCCGCGAGCACGACGAGCACGCCGGGCGCGGGGGCCAACUCGCCUGUCGUGCUCCAGCUCGAGGACCAGCCGUAUAUCGCGUUCUAUCUCGAGCGGUCGAGUCAGUGGGCCAAGAUGAGAGGGCCCCACCUUCCCAACCACUUCCUGUCCGUCUUCGCGGUCUCGCUCUUCUUCCCGCCGCUCUACUUUGGCAUCCUCGCCUGGUCGGCGCUCUCCCUCGGCCUGUCCCUCCCCUCCCUGGACGCACGGCGAGAGCAAGCCCUGUCCUACGCGCAGGCCAAGCACGAGGCAUGUUUCCUCGCGCUGUCGUCGCACCUUGCGUCUGACAGCACGGACAACAUUGAACCCGUGCUGAGCGCCAUCAAGGUGUACUGCCAGUACGAGAUCGGGCUGGGCAACGACCCGUCGAGCAUCCAGGGCCUGCUCGAUCUGGCCAAGUAUCUCUGCGUGCGGCCGUCCGAGACGCUCGCCCACCUCACCGUCAUGGGCCAGCGUAUGGCCGUGCUCCUGUCUUCGUUCGACGUCCGCGCGAGCAUGUUCCACAGAGGCAAGGCAGAGUAUACGUUCGAGCUGGCGCACUCGCUGCUCGACACGCCGCUCGCCGACUCGUGGCACCCCGAGUCGAUGCAGCUCCUCCGGCUCAACCACUUCAGUGCGCAGUGUAUCCGCCUCGACUCGACACUGCGGGACGGCCGCGAGCGCGGCGAUACCGACGCUGUUCGCAAGCUGCUUGCCGACGGCGACGAGCUGUUCGCGGCGCUGAAAGCGCUGCAGGACAAGUACGACGGCGAGGCGCUCGACGGGAUCUCCGUCGCGCUCGACGUGCCGACCGACCGGCCAAAAGACAUGCAGCCGACGCCGCAGCUCGUGACGCUGUGUCUGCUGUCGUGCUUGUACAACAUGAUCGUCAUCUACCUGUGCCGCAUUCUCGGCCUGCCGCCGCCCGCACGCGCAGCAGAGCGCAUCUACGCCGUGUCGCGUAACCUCGCCGCGCUGCACCCCGACGUCGCGAGCACAGUGUUCCAUCGCCCGCUCUUCUUUGCGGGUCUCGAGGCGAAAGACGAGGAGAUGUUUGAUUGGAUUGUCAAUCGCCUCGGCGAGACGGCGCGCGCAGGCGGAGGACACCACGUACACCGUACCCUCGGCCUGCUGGUCCGCGUGCGCGAGCUCGAGAAGGAAGGAGGGACCAAGCAGGACAUCUCGGCCGUCCUCUUGCGCGAGCAAAAGAAGUUUAUCAUGUAGAAAGGGCUUGCGCCAUGUAUCUUUAGGUUGGGG